AACGGGAACGUGUUUGUGUCUUGUGAUACAUCUUCAGACUGACAAGCGCGUGAUGAACUUCACAGUUUAUUUUAAUAACAGUAACUUAUUAGAGCUUUUCAUACACCGCGCGAGCCUGUUAAAUCUGUAGAUCGCUCCUUCGUAAGCGGCAAAUGAUAAGAUGGAAAAUUUAGAAUUGAGUCUGUCAUCACUGGGCAUCAUAUCCAGACAUGUUGACAGAAGUCACAACGAAAUAAGCCGUUAUCUUUCAAAACAGAUAUGGAGCCAGCAGGACAGGCAGUGUCUUCUGGACAGUUUGGCUCAGCUGCUGUUGGAGAAGGAUUAUACUUUGUUGAUUGCACGACACCUGCGACCCCUGAUUCUGGACCUUUUGGAAAGGAACGCAGAGAGGGUCAAAGAUGGUGGCAGAAUCAACCAUGACCUCCAUGAGCGCCUGUGUGUGGCACUAAGCAAACUCCUCAGGAUCAGUCCUGAUGCACUGGCGUUUGCUGCAAAGUACUUCAACAAUGCCCCUCCAGUGUUUCAGCGGCUCUUUUUCACAAGUGAAGAGUCAUCAUCUGUUCACUAUGGCCCCAGGAGGAUGAAGCUGCGUGACCUCAUGGGUGCCACCCUAAAAUUCCUCCAGAGUGAUGGUGCCAAGUUUCGAAUGCUCUGGGACUGGAGUCCCUGUGUGUCCCAGCUGCUCACCAGCGAUGUCAUGGUUCGGGGGUACACUGCCCAUUGUUUAGCACUGGUCUCCCACAUGACUGAUAAUCAGAAAACUAUCUUUCUGAGAAAGGUGCUGACAAGUGAUGAGAUCCUGCACAUGAAAAUUAAAGCUUUGGAAGAAACUCAGCAGCUGGAGGUGGAGAAGGCCCUGGUAUUAGCCAAUCAGGGCUCUGUGAUGUGGCGCCAGGAACAAGUUAAUAAGUUUACCAGGGGGCAGGUUGUAUCAGAAGACCUGUCCCAGAAUGUUGUAGCAGUCUGUGGUGUUGUACUACCCAGGAGAGUUCCUAGACACACUGAACAGAUGAACCAAAAGGAUCUGGUGUUAGUGGACUCCACCUGCCGUAAUCUGAGAAGACUGGCAUUGGCUGUAGCGUCCCAGAAGCCUGUACUCCUUGAGGGUCCUAUUGGAUGCGGUAAAACUGCUUUGGUAGAGUUUAUGGCUGCUGUCACGGGACAUACAAAGGCUACAGAGAUUCUCAAGGUGCAGCUUGGUGAUCAAACUGACAGCAAGAUGCUGCUGGGGAUGUACCAUUGCAGUGAUAUUCCUGGAAAGUUUAUGUGGCAGCCAGGAACGCUGACACAAGCUGUGUCUGAAGGCCAGUGGAUCCUCUUGGAAGACAUUGACCAUGCACCUCUAGAUGUGAUAUCUGUGCUUCUGCCUUUGAUGGAGAACAAGAAGCUGCUGAUUCCAGGACGGGAGGACUGCAUUGACGUUGCUCCUGGAUUUCAGUUCUUUGCAACUAGAAGGACAUAUUACAGUGGUGGCAGUUGGCACAAACCACAGAACUCUCAUGCAGUGCUGCUGGACAAGUACUGGACCACGCUGCAGAUGAGCAACAUGACACGAGAGGAGCUAAAGAAGGUUCUUACCAGUAGGUAUCCUGGGCUGUUGGUGGUGGCAGAGCGCCUCUUGGAUAUCUAUUGCCAGCUGACUGGGGAGAGACACUCUGACCUGGACACAAGCAGCCUCCAAAGUCCUGACAACAUUCAGCAGCACAGAUCUGCAGACAAAAGCACACCGCUGGAGGGGAGAGUCUUGUCACUAAGGGACCUACUGAAAUGGUGUGAACGGAUCAGUGUGAACUUUGAUAGCACCUCCUCUGCCACAGCACAACAUAUCUUCCAAGAGGCUCUUGACUGCUUCACAGCCAUGUUGUCUUGUGCUGAAAGUCGACUGAGAAUGGCUGAGAUCAUUGGAAGCAAGCUCAACAUCUCCAAAGAGAAGGCCCAGCACUUCUGUCAAAUGUAUCAGCCUGGCAUCUCACUGACUGAGCUGGAGGUGUCAGUGGGCAGAGUGACUCUGGCUCGAAAGCAGACUGAAGCGGUGCAGUUGAGUGUGGACAAGCAGACCUUUGCUGCCACACAACCCUCUUCUGUGCUGCUGGAACAGCUGGCAGUGUGUGUGGCCAAGGGAGAGCCUGUUCUUCUGGUGGGAGAAACAGGAACUGGAAAGACUUCCACUGUACAACAUCUGGCCAGAGUCACAGGGCACAGGUUGCGAGUUGUGAACAUGAACCAACAGAGUGACACAGCCGACCUACUUGGAGGGUACAAGCCAGUUGACCACAAGCAAAUCUUGCUCCCUCUGCGGGAGGCCUUUGAGGAACUGUUCUCCCAGACUUACUCAAGGAAGCAGAACCUGACCUUCCUGGGUCACGUUCAGACCUGCUUCAGGGGGAAGCGCUGGCACGAUCUGCUCAAACUCAUGGACCAUGUCUGCAAGUCUGCUCUCACUAAGGAGCUACAGGAGAAAUCAAAUGCUGCCUUACUGCAGGAACAGUGGAAGUCGCUGGCUGCAAAACUGAAUCAGACCCAGCAGCAGAUUCGAGCCUGUGAGAUGACCAUGGUCUUUGCUUUUGUGGAGGGCACAUUAGCUCAGGCAGUGAAGAGUGGCCACUGGAUCCUGCUGGAUGAGAUCAACCUGGCAGCAGCAGAGACCUUGGAGUGUCUAAGUGGACUCUUGGAGGGCAGCACUGGAUCUCUGGUGCUAUUGGACCGUGGUGAUACCGAGUCCCUAGUUCGCCACCCAGACUUCCGUCUUUUUGCCUGCAUGAACCCAGCUACUGAUGUGGGGAAGAGGAACUUGCCUCUUGGCCUCAGGAACAGGUUUACUGAGCUUUAUGUGGAGGAGCUGGAGAAUGAGGGAGACCUGCGGAUUCUGGUUUCAGACUACCUCAAGUGCUUAAAUCCACACAGGAGUGUCAUCAGUGGCAUCAUAAGCUUUUACCUGGCAGUACGAAAGGAGGCCUGCUCACAUUUGUUGGAUGGGAGAGGGCACAGACCCCACUACAGCCUGCGGACUCUGUGCAGGGCACUGAAGUAUGUGGCUGAAAACCCGUGCCACAGUGUGCAGCGCUCACUCUACGAGGGUUUCUGCCUGAGUUUCUUGACUCAGCUGGAGAGAAGCUCCUACCCUGUGGUCCAGAAACUGGUGUGUCAGCACAUCUUGAUGGGAAAUACCAAGUGUCUCAAACAACCCAUUCCGGCACCCACAGACCGGAUCUGCGUGGAGGUCGAGGGCUAUUGGGUGAGCCAGGGGGAGAUGGAGCCAGCUUUGGAUCCCAGCUACAUUCUCACCCCCUCAGUCAAGCUCAACCUCUGCGACCUUGCCAGAGUGGUAUCUGCAGGGAGUCACCCAGUGCUGAUCCAGGGAGAGACAUCUGUGGGAAAGACCAGCCUGAUUUGCUGGCUGGCUGCAGCUCAAAAGAGGAUCAACAACCAUGAGCACACUGACAUCCAGGAGUACAUAGGCUGCUAUUCAUCAGAUGACAGGGGCAAGCUGGUGUUCAAAGAGGGUGUUUUGAUUGACGCCAUGAGGAAAGGUUACUGGAUCAUCCUGGAUGAGCUGAACCUUGCCCCCACUGAUGUUCUGGAGGCACUCAACAGGCUGCUGGACGACAACAGGGAGCUCUUUGUGGCUGAGACACAGGAAGUCAUCAAGGCUCACCCCAGAUUCAUGCUGUUUGCAACCCAGAACCCUCCUGGUCUCUAUGGUGGUAGGAAGGUGCUCUCCAAGGCUUUCAGGAACCGUUUUGUGGAGCUACACUUUGAUGAGCUGCCCAGUGAGGAGCUGGAGACCAUCCUCUACCAGAGGUGCAGCCUGCCUCCAUCCUACUGCACCAGGCUGGUCAACGUCAUGCAAGACCUUCAGUCUUUGCGCAGGGGAUCUUCUGUAUUUGCGGGAAAACAUGGCUUCAUCACCCUCAGAGAUCUGUUCCGCUGGGCAGACCGGUACAGGCUGGAGGAGCAGACAGAGGCCUCUCAGGACUGGCUGCAGCAUUUGGCUAAUGAUGGAUAUAUGCUGCUGGCAGGACGUGUCAGGAAGCCAGAGGAAGAGGCCAUCAUCCUGUCCAUCCUGGAGAAGCACUUCAAGAGGACAGUUAACCCUGAAAACCUGUUCUGUCAGAAACAGGUGACCAGCCAGUUCAGGCCCUUCAUCGACAGCAUCGCUGACGUUCCAGAGGAGUUCCGCCACAUUGUGUGGACAUAUGGCAUGAGGAGACUAGCUGUGCUGGUAGGACGGGCGCUUCGAUUCGGAGAGUCUGUCCUGCUCAUAGGAGACACUGGAUGUGGAAAGACUACAAUCUGCCAGCUGUUUGCUGCUUUGGCUGGGCAGACAUUUUUCUCAGUCAACUGUCACCUCCACAUGGAGGCUUCUGACUUCUUGGGAGGCCUACGACCCGUCAGACACACACAUCAGCCUGAUGGUGAGGAUGGCAGGUUGUUUCAGUGGCAUGAUGGUCCCUUGGUGAUGGCCAUGAAGGAGGGUGGAGUGUUCCUCAUGGAUGAGAUCUCCCUGGCAGAUGACUCGGUGCUGGAGAGACUCAACAGUGUUCUAGAGGCAGAGAAGUUCCUGGUCUUGGUGGAGAAGGGCAGCGGGGACAAUAAUGACAUUGAGCUGAUCAGAGCAGCUGCAGGUUUUCGCCUGGUUGCCACCAUGAACCCUGGAGGAGACUUUGGCAAGAAAGAGCUCUCUCCUGCCCUCAGGAACCGUUUCACAGAGGUCUGGUGUCCUCACAGCAACAGCCGCAGUGACCUGGUGCAGAUCAUCCAACACAACCUGCGCUCUGGCCUCUCACUUGAUGGGUGCGAUAUUGCAGAGCUGAUGCUUGACUUCAUUGAGUGGCUGACCCAGCAGGACUUCGGCCGGCGCUGCAUCCUGAGCAUCAGAGACAUCUUGUCGUGGGUUAACUUCCUCAAUGCUGUGUGUGAGCGGGAUGAGGAUGGCUUCAUGACCAUGGGAGCCCUAGAAGAUGAAGAAGAAGCCGAGUGGGACCUCAGAUUGGACACUGUUACUGCUUUCAUCCAUGCUGCAUGUCUGGUCUACAUAGAUAGCAUUGGCUCUGGAACCACCGUGUGCUGUACAGACAACACACUUUUGGUUCGCAGGUUGUGCCUGAGCUUCCUGCAGCAGCGGCUCAGUAAGAUGACCAAGCUGGAUCAAGAGAUGCUGGACUCCCUGAGAGUCUAUGAUAGCAGCCUGCCAAGGGAACCCAAUUGGGGUGAAGAUUUCUUUGGCAUUGACCCCUUCUACAUUGCUUUAGGGUCCCAGACCGAGAGCCGCAACCUCUCAGACUACGCCAUUGCAGCGGGCACUACCGCAAUGAAUGCCCAGAGGCUUCUGCGGGCACUGAAGCUGCAGAGGCCUGUGCUGCUUGAGGGCUCUCCUGGUGUGGGGAAGACUAGCCUGGUAGCAGCACUGGCAAAGGCAUCUGGGAACCAGCUGGUUCGAAUCAACCUGUCAGAGCAAACGGAUGUGACUGACUUGUUUGGGACAGAUCUCCCAGUGGAGGGAGGAAAAGGAGGAGAGUUUGCAUGGCGUGAUGGCCCCCUUUUAGCUGCCUUGAAGGCAGGCCACUGGGUUGUGCUGGAUGAGCUGAACCUGGCCUCUCAGUCGGUGUUGGAGGGUCUGAAUGCCUGCUUUGAUCACCGAGCAGAGAUCUAUAUUCCUGAGCUGGGAAUGAGCUUCCACGUUCAGUAUGAGAAGACCAAGAUCUUUGGCUGCCAGAACCCCUUUACUCAAGGUGGUGGGCGCAAGGGACUGCCCAAAUCCUUCCUCAAUAGAUUCACACAAGUUUUUGUCGACCAGCUCACCAUCAAAGACAUGGAGUUCAUAGCAGACUCCAUUUUCCCCACCAUUGAUAAAAAAAUCAUUGCUAAAAUGGUGGAGUUCAGCAACAGGCUUGUCCAGGAGGUGUGUGUGGAGCGGCGGUGGGGUCAGAAGGGAAGCCCCUGGGAGUUCAACCUGCGCGACAUGUUCCGCUGGUGUCAGCUAAUGCUGGCCGACCAGUCACCGGGAUUUUUCAGUCCGGGCCAGCAUGUGGCUUUGGUGUAUGCUGACAGGAUGAGAACACAAGCUGACAAGGCUCAGGUGCUCUCAGUUUUCAGGAAGGUGUUUGGGGAGGACUUUGAGCCUUAUACUGGCUCCAGACAGUUCCACAUCACUCCACUAAACCUGCAGGUAGGCUUCUCUGUCCUGCAGCGCAGUGGAGGAGCCCCUGUGGCCCUAGACCCCCCAUUGUCCAUCACACACCAGGCCCUGCGACCCUUGGAGUCCCUCAUGAAGUGUGUGGAAAUGGGCUGGAUGACAAUACUAGUUGGCCCCACAGCCAGUGGAAAGACCAGCCUGGUGAGGCUGCUGGCUCUGCUGACAGGACAUCGCCUCAGAGUCAUGGCCAUGAACAGUGCCAUGGACACCACGGAGCUGUUGGGAGGCUUCGAACAGGUGGAUAUCAUGCGAUCCUGGCAACAAGUGCUAGAAAGCAUGGAUUAUAUAGUUGCCAUGGUAAUAAGACGGGGCCUGAUGUCCUUGGAUGUCGGCAUCCAGGACACAGAGUUCCUGCUGCAGACGUGGGGCCUGUUCUGCCACUGGCUGAAGGAGGAAGGGCCGCAAACAACCGGAGGAAUGGUCAACUCGGAGGCACUGAACAAGUUGGAGGUCAUCAUCCUCCUCCUGCAGAAACUCAACACCAAGCUUAAAGUGUUCACUGACAUGUCCAAGCUGCAGAUGGACUUUAUGCUGCUGAAGGAACGUCUGGCCCAGCUGGAAGAUGGCUGGACAAACGGAGGCUUUGAGUGGUUGGACAGUAUGCUGGUCCAGGCCCUGCAGGCUGGUGAUUGGCUGCUCAUGGACAAUGUCAAUUUCUGCAGUGCAUCUGUCCUGGAUCGCCUCAAUGCUCUUCUGGAACCUGGUGGAACCCUCACCAUCAAUGAACGUGGUGUCAUAGAUGGGAAGACCCCCCAAAUCACCCCACAUCCUAACUUCAGGUUGUUCCUUACUAUGAACCCUGUGCAUGGGGAGCUCUCUAGAGCCAUGAGGAACAGAGGGGUAGAGGUUUACAUCCCAGGGGAACAUGAGGGGAUCUGCUGGGACACACAGGACCUGAAGACCCUGCUUCACACUGCUGGUGUGACUGGGGACUGUCUGUGUGAUCUGCUGAUUGAAAUACAUAAAAGCAUUAAAUGUGCCAUCUGGGAUUCCCCUACCUCAUCAAUGGCCUCUCUCCUCCAUGCUGCCACUCUGCUGUCCUGCCAGCUGCAGAGAGGUGUGGAUUUACCCAGUGCCCUGCAGCAUGUCUGUGGAGAGGUAUACUCCCUCUGCCAGCGCAACACUGCCAGCCAGAAGCAAGCGCAGCAUUUGAUUGAGCAGCACUUGGCCAUCCUGGACACAGAAGACUGGGGCAGCGGGCUGCUAUGUGCUGGGGUUUGGCCUGACGGCUUCCCCUCCGCUCUGCUUUCCUCAGAGGAUUCCUGCUUCUCUACUGUUCUCCAAGAUGGACAGGUCCUGUCAUUUUGCCUGAAUACCCUCAGUCUGCAGAGUAAACGGAAUCGUCCACUGAGUCUGAGUGACCUGCAGAGAGCGUUGCAGGGCUGUGGUGUUCAUGAAGGCCAGGUGUUCUCUGGAGGAGUGGUGGAUCUGGAGGAAGGAGAUGUUCUGAGGCUGAUCCCCACAGCAGUGAGACUGCUCACAGAGAGAGCCUCUCAUGGAGACUGGGUCCUCCGCAGCAGCUGGCUCUCACACCUGGGAAAGAGCUACAAAUAUGCCCCUGAUUCAGCGCUGGUCCAGGUGGAGGCAGGAAACAGGGCUCUGAAGGCCAUUUUUGGUAGCAAACUUGCUGCUAAGGGCAAGUCACUAGCAGAAUUGCUCCAGCCUCACAGCAUAGAUGAAUACAGAAUCCUGGUGGACAUGCGCUGGAACAAACAAUAUCUGGAUAUUUUGGCCAAUAAAUGUAACUUUGAGGACGAGGAAAGAUACAUGGAGUUUCUGGAGGCCCUGAAUGCAGUCGCCAACAGGAUUGUCCUAAUGAUGGAGAGAGAGGAGAGGUCUGUCAUCUGCACCUGUGCUAGCAACCUGUCUGCUCAGAACUGCGCUCUGAGAAUAGCCACAGCCUUCAGCAAAGGGACUGUGGAUGUUGGUCACCUACCCCAUCCAGUGCUGAUGCACCUGCAGACCUUCUUUGACCUGUGGGACUCCUUCGCCAUGCAGGCUGUGCAGAAUGGACAGCCCUACAUCUCAGACCACAUUAUGUUUGAGAUCCUUCAACUACUGCAGUGGCUGAAUCGUUUCUGGGAUGUCUGUAACAUGCUGCCAGCUGACUCUCAGGGCAUCUCUGUGCUGUCUCUGCACUGGCAGUGGGUCCAGAAACACCUCAUCCUUCGGCUACCACAGCUGCUGCUGGGAAACGCUUAUGCCACAUUUGAAGGCCACCAGGAGCUGCAGGCAGUCUCUGCAGCUGUCCAGACUGUUCUAUCCCCUCCUGUGUCUAUGGCCACAGCACUGAAAGGCAUCCAGAAAACUCUGGGGAAAGCACUUCCAUUUAAGCUGGAGUCAGUGGCUGAGUGUGCGUCCAGACUGCGGCUGCUUAGUAAAGCCUUGGAUGUGAGUGAAUUGAGGCUGGACAGCACCACGGGUUCUUGGAGGCAGGAGCUGGUCCGACUUCAGGGCGCUGGGCUCAGGCUAGAUAUCAAAGAGAGUCUGCUAGAAGCCUGGGGCCUUGUUCUGCUGGCAAACAACCAGCUGGAUCCACAGAAGUCUGGAGUGUUGGAGAGGCUGGUUCUGAGUGUGGAGCAGCAACAGCGUCAGAUGACCUCCACAGGUUUGUUGGAGGUCUGCUCCCUGUCUGAGGGUGAGGAGCCAGCAGACGGAGUCCACCUGGCCCAUGAGGAGCUGCAGCAGCUCAGAAGCAGGGCCCAGCUCUGGCCCCUGAUGGAACAACUGGCUGUACUCAACCAGCUUAGACUCACCACUGACCUGCUGCAGCUGGCUCUGUCUCCUGGUGAUCAAGAGGCAGAGGACAGCUUACGUCGGGAGCUCUCCAGGCAUCUUCGUUACUGCCUCCAGUCCACACCAAUGAACGUCAGUCAGCUCCAGCCACUGUCCUUUCUGCUCAGCAGUGACAGGCCAGCAGAGGAGCUGCAGUUUGUGUGGUGUGAGCUGUUGUCAGAGGCUCUGGCAGCCUUGUGGAAUAGCAGUGUGACCUCAGACCCAGACCGCUGGCUCAAAUGGGACCCACUGAAUCCUGAGACCCAGCAAGGUCCAAAGCUGCCCCAUGGAGCAGAUCAUAUGGGUCCAGCCUUGUUGACUAAAGCAGUGUGGUCACGUUGCAUGUUUGGAGUACUCAGCAGUGGUGUGACCGGAGAUCUCCAGGAGCCAUCAGGAACCACCCUUCUCUCCCUCUCCCAUGUCAUCCUGGGCGAGUGGAAGGAGAGAAUGCAACAGCUGCAGGAUUUGUCUGCAGUGCUUUGGGAUAAUAUGGCCAUCCCUGCACUGGCUGAAUUCAGGGGCACAGACUUCAGACUGCAGGGCGUUGUUCUGCGUCGGCAGCUUCAGAGCAUGGCUGACCUACUGCCUCCUAGCCUGCAGGAGGGCUACAUGGAGAGUUGUGAGAGCCUUGUGGAUGAUCCUGACCCUCUGAUAGCUGCCCAGGAGAUCCAGACAGUCUUGAGAGACUUCCUUCCUCCCAACCUGCUGCCUGACAGCCUGGUGGAGUCCUGUAUCACCUGCCUGCAGCAGUACGUGCAAAGCAAGGUUCAAGGCUCCAUCUCGCUGGCCCGUUCUGGAGUGUUCUGGGUCAACAUAGGCUUGCUGCAGAUCAAAGUGUGGGCACCGCAGACCAUCUUUGACCCAGCUGUGAAGAGGGCCUACAAACUCAACUAUGCUCAGCAAGAGCUGGCCCUGCUACAGGAGGAGUGGAGAGGUCGCAGCCUGUCAUCUCAGCUGAUGACCGGAGCCGAGCUGGAGGAGAGUAGCACCACUGAUGGCUUCCAGCAUCCUCGAAUCAGGUACCUGUGGAUCCGUAUGCAGCAGAUGAAGGAGCAGAUAGCUGAGCUAUCCAGGAAACAGGCCUGUCGUCCCCAUGAGCCUCAGUAUGGUCGUCUCUUUCAGGAGCUCCAGCAGUACCUCUGCAGCAUUGGCCAAGCGUCUGCAGUGCAAGACCUGCUGUCCCACCUGCUGAAAGCCCUGCAGGGCUCCUCCUCCAAGUCCAGGUCAGCAGUUCAGGGUCUGCUGAAGGAGGAGGCAGUGUGGCAGAACUCCCAACAGCGCUUCUGUCAGAGGCUGCUGGAGGACUAUCCCCUGUAUCCUGAUGUGGUUGGGCCAGUGCGAACUGGCAUACUCCAGCUCAGGCACGGCAUGAGGCUGGUGGCCUCCCAGGUGGCCGCGUUGCUCACACCUGUACCAGGUCUGUCUAAGCUGUUGUCCUGCCUGCUGGCCUUCCCCUCCUUGUCCCCUAGCCUACCGACGUAUCUGGCCCAGGCAGACUUCCUCUGCUCCAGGACUUGUAUGGACAUUCUCCGCUGCCUGGUCAAGCUUCUGCCCCCAAAGGACCCUGAGAAUGUGGUCCCCCAGUCCUCUACCCUGCUUCUCAGUGCUCUGUUGCAUCUGCAGUGCCACACCUUGUCAACAGGAGAGUUCAGCUACGAGGCACGCACCCUCGUCAGACACAUCUGUCAGGCUCUGGUGAAUGAGUGGGAUGAGCAGGAGAGGCAGAGGAGAGAGCAAGAGCAGCAGGAGGCCAGUCUGUACCGCAGUCGACUGCAUGGCUCAGGGCUGACUGAGGAUGAGCAGGAGGAGAAGGAUUUCAGAUGCCUUUUCCCUGAGUUCAACCAGGACUUUGCAGACAUUGUGUCCCAGCCAAGCCUGGAGAGUCCAGCAGAUUCCAACAGAGCCCAGGAAGAGUCCGUGGCAGCGCCUUCCCAUCAGCACCUGUGCCUGGGAUAUGCCCAAUCACUGUGGUACCAGGGCAUUGUGCCAGCCAAUUGCACCAAAGAAACUAUCGACGCCUUGGUCUCCUCCUAUCAGAUUGCUGCCCCUGUGAUGUCACACUUCUAUCAUCUGAUUGAUGCUGAACUGGACCAGCAGCUGACAGGCAGUGAACUGCUGCUCUCUACCCUCAUCCAGAACACAGUGCAGGGUUCAAGAGGUCCUGAUGGUCUGGCUGUCACACCAGAAGGCUCUUAUGACUUCUAUCAGCAGCCCAACAUGAGCGAGGCCCGCCUCUGUCUCCCUGUCCUGGAGCAGCUGAGUGUGGCAGUGAAGCAAAGACUAGACGACUGGCCGGAACACCCUAUACUCAUACAGCUGACUGUGGUGAUGGAGAGGAUACAGGCUUUCAGUCUGGCUAGUCCACUCGCCAAAUUCCUCAAUGGUCUGGAGAUCCUGCUCAGUAAAGCACAGGAUUGGGAGAAUAAUGCCAGUCGUUCAGUCUCGCUGAAGAAGGAACUGGAGCCAGUCACCCAACUCAUUAUCCAGUGGCGCAAACUGGAGCUCAAUUGUUGGUCGAGCAGUCUGGACAACGCAAUGAAGCGGCACACUAAGAAAUCAACCAAACACUGGUUCUCUAUCUACCAGCUGGUAGAGAGGUAUCUAGACGAACAGAGGAUGGAGGCCAAUACAGGUGAGGAGGUGGCGCGCCUCUCCCUGUCCUCAGUGUCCUCCACCCUCAAGGCCUUCAUAGAGGGCUCCACCCUGGGUGAGUUCCACACCCGCCUGGCCAUGUUGCUCAGCUUCCAUUGCCACCUCCUCCUGGUCCCCAGCCAGCCUGGACAAGAGUCUUUGUCCAGUCUCCUGUGGAAUCUGCACAAAUAUUACAGUCAGUUCUCUGAUUGCAUCCAGACCAAGCUCAGUCAACUCAGACAGCCGAUCGAGAAGGAGCUUAAAGACUUUGUCAAGAUCUGCAGGUGGAAUGAUGUCAGUUUCUGGUCCAUCAAGCAGUCGGUGGAGAAGACACAUCGGACUCUCUUCAAAUUUGUCAGGAAGUUUGAGGAGACUCUGAAUGGUCCAAGUAUUCUUGUCCUGGUGGAACAGGGAAGCAGCGCCAGUUUGGACAGUGUGAACACCAUCCCAGAAGAAACACCCAUCCAUCGAGUUCACCAGGCACUAAAAAGUGCCAUGCCUGGGAAGGGCAGAGAUCUGCAGAAUGAGGACUCUGAGGAAGGAGAUGAAGCUUCAUCUCUGCAGGGACGUCUGCCUGUUCUGGCCAGGAAGAUGAAGAAAAUGUGUAUCCAGCUCUUGAAGAAACACCCAGUGCCUGAGCUGGCUGAAGACUUGGACUACUUCACUGGCGAGGUCAUCAGCAACCUGCGGAACCUGCAGAGCCUCACCAUUGACAUGUCAGCAGAGAAACAGAAACAAAAAGCUGAGGUCAAGCACAUCCUGCAACAGAAGCAGAGAGCUCUGUCUGACCUGUUCAAGAUGCUCACAGAGAUAGGUCUGUCAUACCGCAAAGGCCUGAUGUGGAACAGGACACAUGACCCGGAGAAAACCCUGUGUAUGCAGCCACUGGAGAUGACCACCGUGCUUUCUGCUGUUGGCAGCAAGGAGCAGACUGAGAGCAUGUUGUUCACAGAGCUGUUGACAGUAUGGGAUGGAUGUCAGAAGUACUUCUACCACUCAUGGGCCAGGACAACAGCCCUGCAGAAUGCUCUCCAGCACCCUGCUAAGGAGCUGGGUCUGGGGAACAUCGAGCGCUGCAGAGGCUUCUCCGCUCACUUGUUCAAGCUGCUCCUCAGACAGAGGCAACGGCUGGCCAAUCUCACCGAGCAGUGGGUCCGUCUCAGGAGACUAACAAACGGCAUACAGGACAUCAAGGCUUACCUCCAGAGCCACAGUAAGGAUGCAGGCUGUGUUGUCCCACCCCAGGACUCUCUUCAGGACUGGGUCAGCAAAGGCCAGGCACUAGCUGCCCAGUGCACCAUCCUCCUGCAGCAGCUGCUUUGGCUGCUGCAAUGCUGCCCUGAGGACCUUCAGCAGAAAGAGGAGACCAGCAGCUGCAGGCAGCACACCCUGAGGUGCCUGUCCCCACUGGCAGCACAGCGCCAACCCCCUGGCUGUGUGAUGAAGAGGGGAGAUGCCGCCUGGUGCCAGCUACACCAGCGUGUGACUGCAAUGUUGAAGCAAGCCAAGAGCCUGAAGGUGGAGAUGAACACUGUGGCCCAGCAUAUGUCUGAGGGAGUGCUGCACACAUGGAACCACUUUGGAAUGUGUUGUUCAGGCUUCAACCAGCUGGGGGCUGUAGCCACUCAGAUGCUCAGUGUGGAGGAGCUUUUCAGUCUGGCCAUGUGUGCUGGGAGCACAGACAGCCAGCUGGCCAUCAGCCAGAGCCUGCAGUAUGUUAGAGGCCAGGUAGAGGCUAGCAUCGUUGAGUUCACGACCUGGAAGACCCAGCUGCUCUCCCUGGAACUCCAGCACACAGAUCACCAGUCUGCCUUCUGUACUGAGUUCUCUGCUGAGCUGGAGGCAAAUAUCAACAUGGUGCUGUGUGCUGUCCAGACACUUGUGAAAAGAAAGGAGAGCGAGCAACAAAAAGAGCACAAUAGAGAUGUCAAAAGAGAGGGUGCUGAGGAGGGGAAGGAGGAUGAAGAGUCUGUGGAGGACCUGCUGAAACCUGGUCACCUGACUCGUCUCUUGGAGGAGGAGCUGGAAGCAGAGGUGGAGGCUCUGUGUGUGGGAAGUGUUGGCACCAGGCUGGAGAGGCUGCUGAAAUGCCCAAGGACACACAGAGAUGCCUGUCAGCCAUCACAGCUCCAGGAGGUGAACAGAAUGUGCAGGAUGCUGGUGCGCAUAGAGCCUCUGCUGGGGAUUUACUCAGACCUGGUGCGUUACUACCUGGCUGUGUCACUGGGAGCACACAGGAGCACAGGCAAACUGCUGUAUGUACUGGCCAGCAUCUUUACUGAGCUCGCCAGGAAGAGUUUCUGUCUGCCUCAGGAGCUGAUGACUGGUGGAGAUGGAGAAGGCGCCACAGAGUUUCACAGCUACGAGGGUGGUGGUAUAGGAGAGGGCGAGGGCACCAAAGACAUCAGUGAGAAAAUCGAAAGUGAAGAUCAGGUGGAGGACACCUUCCAGGAGGGUCAGGAAAAGGAAGAACAACAAGGUGAAGGGAAUAUCAAGGCAGAAGACAAUGCCAUUGAAAUGUCAGAGGACUUUGAUGGCCAGAUGCAUGAUGGGGAUAAGAAUGAACCAGGUGAAGACAAUGAAUCGGAAGAUAAUGAAGAGGAACUGGACAAAAAGAUGGGCAACCUGGGCGAAGGCCAGACAGACACUCUGGAUGAGAGAAUGUGGGGAGAUGAUGAGGAUGAGGAUGAGGAAGGAAGUGACAAAGAAGAGGAAUCUGGACAGGGCAUGGACCAGGGUGAAUCUGAGCUGGUUGCCAAAGAUGACAACCUAGAUGCUGCAGAGCCCAACAAAGACAAGAAAAACCAAGACAAAGAACAGCAUAUCGAUGAUGAGGGGAAAGAGAUCCAUGAGCAAGGGGAUGAGAGGGAGUUUGAUGAGAGUGAAGUGGAUCCCUACCACGGUCAGCAGGACAAGAGACCCGAGUCUGAGGCCAUGGAUCUACCCGAGGAUUUCAACCUGGACCAAGAUGACGAAGAUGAAGACGAUGGAGAGGACGAGGGUAAUGAGGGGAAUCCUUUUGACAUCAGUGAAAAAGCCAUGGACCUGGAGGAAGAGGAUGCAGACAAGGAUGGAGAGGAGGAGCAGGAAGUAGAAGAGAUGCAGGAGGGCCAGGCUGAACAGCCAGGAGAGGAGAAGUAUCAGGAGCCCAAGGCUGAAGAGGAGGAUGAUGUAGAAGAAGAGAAGGCAAAGGGAGAUGGGGAAUCUGCUAAGAAAGAUGAAGAUGAAGAGGAGGAGAGAGGACAGGAGGCAGGGAGAGAUGAAGAGCUCUCUGUUCCAAGUGACAAAGGACACAAACCGAAGGAGGAAGAUGAGGACGGUGGGGGCGAGGAAGAGGAGCAGCCAGAGUCAGCUGAGAGGAAGGAAUGCAACACAGAUGGUCAGACUGGAGAGGAGAACAUCCAGAGUGACACAGCAGUGGAGCUGGCAGGAGAGGCAUCAGAGAGAGACCAGGUCAAAGAGGAGCACGGGAGUGGGGCAGCUGAUGCCAGCCAAUCAGAGGGCCACCAGUCAAAGCUGACAGCAAGAAUGGCUUCAAAAGCACAGACUCAGAGCAAGACUCAGAGCUUCAAGAGAAAACCUGGUCAGGCAGACAACGAGCGAUCGACUGGUGACUACAAUGAACGCGUAAACAAGCGGCUGCGCACCGUCGAGAGCAGCAAGGACAGAAGCGAGGACCACAGGCAGAGUGACGCUCAGCAGGAGUCAGACCUGUACGAGCACAUCAGCCAGGGAGAGACAGCCUACGACACACAGACCUACGAUGUAGCUAGUGCAGAGCAGCAGAAAGCAGUGGGGGCUCAGCCAGAGCAGGAAGAAGAUCAGACCGAUGAGGGUGUCGCUAUGGAUACAGAUGACAAAGAGGAAGAUCUUCAAGUCAGUGAGGUUCAGGACCUGAAGCCACAGCAGCUGGACUCAAUGAAGGCCUCCCAGAAAGGUGUAGACAGUGGAGAAAUGGAGGUGCAGAGGCAGGAAGAGGACAAGGAGAGAUGGAAGGAUCCACGACAUCCCAGAGAAGAGGAGCGAGCAGAGAGAAACACAGAAUCCUCAGUUCAUGCUGUUCCUGAGCUGCUGUCGGACACCGUGCAGAAGGCUGAACAAGACCCAGAGGAGCUCAGGAGGGAGAUGGAGCUGCAGCUGGAAGCCUGGCACAGACUGGCUCCAGGAACUCAGGAGGAGGAGAAUGCAGCAGCUUCCAUGUGGCAUCAGUAUCAGAUUCUGACCUUGGCGCUCUCCCAGCAGCUGUGUGAGCAGCUCCGCCUGAUCCUGGAGCCCACACAGGCCGCCAAACUCAAAGGUGAUUACCGCACAGGGAAGCGUCUGAACAUGAGGAAGGUGAUCCCCUACAUUGCCAGUCAGUUCCGGAAAGACAAGAUCUGGCUGAGGAGGACCAAGCCCAGCAAGAGAGAGUACCACAUCUGUCUGGCUGUGGACGACUCCUCCAGCAUGGUGGACAACCACUCCAAACAGCUGGCGUUUGAAUCCCUGUCUGUGAUCAUCAACGCUCUCACUCUGCUGGAGGUAGGACAGGUGUCUGUGUGCAGUUUUGGCGAGCAGGUGCAGCUGCUCCACCCCUUCCAGCAGCAGUUCAACGACGAGUCAGGGGCUCGGAUCCUCAGACUCUGUCAGUUCCAGCAGAAGAAGACCAGAAUAGCACAGUUCUUGGAGACCUCAACUAAAAUGUUUCUAGCAGCACGACAGCAGGUUCCAGGAUCAAUAAACUCAGACACGGCCCAGCUGCUGCUCAUUGUGUCUGACGGCAGGGGGCUUUUCCUGGAAGGAAAGGAGCGGGUGACAGCAGCUGUGCAUGCAGCAAGCAGCGCAAAUGUGUUUGUCAUCUUUGUGGUACUUGACAACCCCAACUCACGGGACUCCAUCUUGGACAUCAAGGUGCCCAUCUUCAAAGGGCCAGGAGAGCUGCCAGAGAUCCGCUCCUACAUGGAAGAGUUCCCCUUUCCCUUCUACAUCAUCCUGCGAGAUGUCAACGCCUUGCCAGAGACCCUGAGUGACGCAAUCAGACAGUGGUUCGAACUAGUCACGACAGCUGACCAUUAGACCAGUGAGAAGCCAUCUGUCCCAGGAAGGGAGGAGUGAUCAGCAACCACCUGCAUAAUGCUGCUAGCUUCUCAGUCUGAACUGACGAAGACGAACUUCCCGCUGUACAUGUGCCUUUAUUUUCCUUUUUUACUGUAGAGCUGUAGUUUAAUAGCAACCUUUACCGUUUCAUCUUUAUCAGGGGAAAUCUUUCUUUUGUAAUGUACCAAGCAUCGCUUUAAAAGUCUGAGAUGAAAUGAUAGAAACAAAAAUGUGAUUUCCUUGCGUGUGAAACCUCCUCAGUGAAAAAUCAGUAAAUACCUCUGUCCACUUUGUACAAUACCCCCAUGUUUGUACAGAAGUUUUACUCAGUGUUACAAAGAGCAUCAAAUGAUUCAUCUUUGGUGUGAGCACAACAUAUGUACAGAGCCAUAGGAUUGUUUCUGUGUAAAAGAAAGUCCUAGCCUAACAGUAGCAUGUUGGUGUGGCCAUGACUCAAAUGUGCCUUGGAGAGGAAAACGACUGCAUCUCACUUGAACCCACCGUUGCAGGGUGACCGAUCAGUGGUAGGGUCACAGCUCUGUCUGGAUUUCUACACAUUCAAAUGUCAUACACAGUUUGAUAAUUGCCCCAGUAUAGCCCGCUCUUGUGUUUAAAAACAAUUUAUCAGCUGUGUUGCUCUUCCAUCCAUGCAGCAACUUCUGCUAGAGGAGAGCUCAGAGUUGCUCGCUGUGGCUAUAAGGAGUAGGUGUUGAUGAAAUGCGCAGUGAAAUGUUUAUCACUGCUGUGUUUUGUGCUUCAUUACAUUGAUUUGUUAAACCAUGACACCAGUGAUCUUGACAAUAAACAGUUU
This is a messenger RNA of Monopterus albus (swamp eel), 17489 nucleotides long. RefSeq names its product midasin AAA ATPase 1 (gene mdn1). Gene Ontology annotation, biological process: ribosomal large subunit export from nucleus; ribosomal large subunit assembly. The record is from RefSeq and is a predicted model, not a curated record. NCBI's taxonomy places the organism in Eukaryota, Metazoa, Chordata, Actinopteri, Synbranchiformes, Synbranchidae. Gene Ontology annotation, cellular component: nucleus; preribosome, large subunit precursor. Gene Ontology annotation, molecular function: ATP hydrolysis activity; ATP binding.